Molecule: messenger RNA, 368 nt
Organism: Talpa occidentalis (Iberian mole)
Lineage: Eukaryota; Metazoa; Chordata; Mammalia; Eulipotyphla; Talpidae
Product: gasdermin-C-like
Exons: 3
Coding region: 51-368 (105 amino acids)
Biological process (GO): defense response to bacterium; pyroptotic inflammatory response
Molecular function (GO): phosphatidylinositol-4,5-bisphosphate binding; phosphatidylinositol-4-phosphate binding; phosphatidylserine binding
Source: RefSeq, a predicted model, not a curated record
AUGCACAUGUUGACGCAGUGUACCUCAUCCUUUACCUGCUUGAAGCCAUAAUGGUGCUGAGUGACACCCAACAUGCUCUGCUGACCCAGUCCAUGGAGAAGAGGAUCCUGCCCCAUCAGCGGGACCUGGUACGGAGCAUCCUGGAGCCCAACUUCAAUUACCCCCAGUGCAUUCCCUUCACCCUGGACCCCCAGCUCCUCACCCCCCUGCAGGAUGAGGGUGUGGCCAUCACCUAUGGGCUGCUGCAGGAGUGUGGGCUGAGGAUGGAGCUGAAAAACCCCAGGUCCACCUGGGAUCUGGAAGCCAAGGAACCCAUGUCUGCUCUGUAUGCAUCCCUGUGUCUGCUGCAACGGCUGACAGAGGCCUGA